UUGGGCCCUGAAACACGUGACACCUAACACUACUUCGUUCCUGGAACGAUGUCGCUGAGUCUCAGCCUAACCUAAGCUCCCCGCCUGAAACUUCGACACAGACGUCCCGCAUCUCGCACGUUGUUUUGACGUUUCGCUUAGGACCAUGUUGGCGGAAAAAAUGCUACAUCUAAAACAGCUUGGAAUUCGAUUCACCAGUACAUCUGCAGCUUCAGGGGCAACUAAAUCGGGCAAACUGUUAGAUUCAAUUAUAAGAGUAGAUCAUGCUGGAGAAUUAGGAGCUGAUAGGAUAUAUGCCGGGCAGAUGGCUGUUUUAGGUAAGACUGCAGUCGGUCCAACCAUUCAACAUAUGUGGGAUCAAGAGAAAAGGCAUCGGGCAAAAUUUGAGGACUUGAUUAGACAAUAUCGCGUAAGACCCACUGUUCUGACGCCUGUUUGGAAUGUUGCUGGCUUUGUUCUUGGUGCUGGUACAGCACUAAUGGGAGAGAAGGCAGCUAUGGCUUGCACUGUAGCUGUCGAAACAGUGAUCACAGAGCAUUACAAUGAUCAGUUGCGUACUUUAAUGGAAAGUGGUGAAAGUGUAGAUGAAGAAUUGCUAGAUACCAUAAAGAAAUUCAGAGACGAAGAGCAAGAGCAUCAUGACACAGGCAUAGACCAUGGUGCAGAACAGGCACCAUUUUACCAAGCCUUAACAGAUGCGAUUAAGUUAGGCUGUAAGACAGCUAUAUCAAUAUCUAAAGUCAUAUAAUUUGUUACAGUAGUUUACGUACAGUAUUUCAUUACCAUGUAGUGUCUAAUAAAUAAAGAGCAUUAUUUUAUA
Messenger RNA from Dufourea novaeangliae, 820 nucleotides. RefSeq names its product 5-demethoxyubiquinone hydroxylase, mitochondrial (gene Coq7). The transcript is spliced from 3 exons. Gene Ontology annotation, cellular component: mitochondrial inner membrane; nucleus. Lineage: Eukaryota; Metazoa; Arthropoda; Insecta; Hymenoptera; Halictidae. Gene Ontology annotation, biological process: regulation of gene expression; ubiquinone biosynthetic process; determination of adult lifespan. Bases 146 to 748 code for a protein of 200 amino acids. Gene Ontology annotation, molecular function: 3-demethoxyubiquinol 3-hydroxylase activity. The record is from RefSeq and is a predicted model, not a curated record.